UCUAAAAAUUUUACAAUGGAAAGUAAUAAAAUUACGGAAGAAUACUGUCAGCAAUUUCAAGUCGAAAACACAGAAGAAGAAAAAAAUAACGACAGGUGUUCUAGAAUUAUAGGAGUAACUCCUAAAAAGUUAGAAAUUUCAAAUGAAGUUCAAGUAAUUGAUGUCCCAGAAUUUUACGAAGAUGAAAAUGAUGACGAAGCUAUGGCGUCUCCAAGAUCAAAAUCACCUCGUCCACCUUUAUCAGCAAAAAAAGAAGACAAGGAGGAAAGUUUUUGGGACAAAAUCGGAACUCUGGGCCGUAAAAAGCGUAUAAAAGAAGUCCAAGAAGUUCAAGAAGAAGGAAAGUAUGCUAUCGAUUCUCCAGGAUACGCUGCUAAUCCGGAUAUGCCACCGGAGGAUUACACUCUUGAUGAAAACGAGGAGCGGUCAAUUAUUCAACCUGGCUCGCUAGAAGACCCUAAGCUCCAGGAACUUAUUUUUAUACUUAUUGAGUGGAUUAACGAUGAACUUGCGCAGCAGAGGAUUAUUGUUAAGGACAUUGUUGAAGAUUUAUACGACGGACAAGUUAUUCAAAAAUUAAUUGAGAAACUAACUGGCGAAAAACUCGACGUACCAGAAGUGACACAAUCUGAGGAAGGACAAAAACAAAAGCUAGAAGUUGUUUUGUCAGCAGCGAACCGUAUUCUCGGUCGAUAUCCGCCGUAUCAGUGGAGCGUUGAAUCAGUGCAUUCAAAAAAUAUCGUCGCGAUAUUACAUCUGCUGGUGGGAUUAGCGCGACAAUAUCGCGCGCCAGUUAGAUUACCAGAGCGUGUCGCAGUGCAGCUGGUGGUUGUCAAAAAAAAGGACGGGCAAUUGAUUCACCGUACUGUCAGAGAGGAGAUAACAUCAACGUACGACGAUCUAGGAAUGCGCUGCGAGCGUGACGCAUUCGACACGCUUUUUGAUCAUCCUCAUGACAAGUUACCAGUCGUCAAGAAGUCACUGGUGUCCUUCGUAAACAAGCACCUGAGCAAACUUAAUCUUGAAGUUACUGACCUGGAUACACAAUUCCACGACGGAGUUUAUCUUACGCUACUUCUGGGUCUUCUGGAGGGCUUCUUUGUGCCUCUCGGUAGCUUUCAUCUAUCGCCAAAGACUCACGAUCAGAAGGUUCACAACGUUUCCUUCGCUUUCGACCUGAUGAAAGACGUCGGCCUCCCGAAGCCUAAAGCCCGGCCUGAAGAUAUUGUUAAUCAUGACUUGAAAUCAACUCUCAGGGUUCUUUAUAAUUUAUUCACAAAGUACAAGAAUAUUAAUUGA
Molecule: messenger RNA, 1299 nt
Organism: Cotesia congregata
Lineage: Eukaryota; Metazoa; Arthropoda; Insecta; Hymenoptera; Braconidae
Source: the annotation of a GenBank genome assembly